GCCCUAAUCUUUAUGUAAUCAGCGUCGUCAGAAACCCUUCUCUUCUUGCUCUUUCUUUCUUUCUUCUUCUUCGUUAACUGUCUUUUCUUUUUCCCAAUACUUUCCAACAUUCCAUACCCCCAUCUCCACAAAUAAACAAUAACAUACAAUGAGAUUGAUUGUCCGUGAAGAUUACAGCGAAGUCUCGACUUAUAUCGCAAAGUACAUCAAGGAGCGUAUUCGACAGUUCAAGCCCUCUGCCGAGCGUCCCUUUGUCCUCGGUCUUCCUACCGGCUCCUCUCCCAUUGGCACCUACAAGGCCCUCGUUGAGCUGCACAAGGCCGGCGACCUCUCGUUUGAGCAUGUGGUUACGUUCAACAUGGACGAAUACGUCGGUCUGGCUCGUGACCACCCUGAAUCGUAUCACUCGUUCAUGUGGAAGAAUCUCUUUAUGCAUGUGGAUAUCAAGCCCGAGAACGUCCACAUUCUGGAUGGCAAUGCUGAGGAUCUGGACGAGGAGUGCAAUCGCUUUGAAGCCGAGAUUGCCCGUGUGGGUGGCAUCGAACUGUUCCUAGGCGGUAUCGGCCCUGAUGGUCACAUUGCCUUCAACGAACCCGGUUCCAGCUUAACCAGCCGCACUCGUGUCAAGACUCUUGCGUAUGAAACCAUUAUUGCAAAUGCUCGGUUCUUUGACGGUGAUGUCAGCAAGGUGCCUAAACUGGCCUUGACGGUCGGAGUAGCUACUGUCAUGGAUGCUCGGGAAGUCUGUAUCAUCAUUACUGGUGCACACAAGUCAAUCGCACUUGCCAAAUGCAUCGAAGACGGUGUGAACCAUAUGUGGACCGUUUCGGCAGUACAGAUGCACCCCAAGGGUCUAAUUGUCUGUGACGAGGACGCGACCCUGGAGUUGCACGUAAAGACCGUCAAGUACUUCAAGUCUAUCGAGCAUGUGCAUCAUUCACUUAUUGGUGCUGAAAACUUGUCGCUUCAGGGCGGCGUCAAGCAGCUCCGAAGUCCCACAUCGCCCAGCCAUCCCAAGAUGCCCUUCGAGUAAAAGAGUACAUACAACAAAAGGGAGAGUUAUUUUACAUAAUCCAAGCAACAUCAUCAACCGCCCUUCACACAACACCCACACACUCAUUCAGACAUAGCCAAAUUACUCUCUUUUAUCUUCCCCCCCUCUUUGUGCAUUUCCCCCCUCAUAUCAUGCUUUUAUCACACAAUAAAGAAUCUUCUAUAAUUACUAA
Zychaea mexicana is the source of this 1226-nucleotide messenger RNA. RefSeq names its product glucosamine-6-phosphate isomerase 1. Lineage: Eukaryota; Fungi; Mucoromycota; Mucoromycetes; Mucorales; Lichtheimiaceae. Gene Ontology annotation, biological process: N-acetylglucosamine catabolic process; N-acetylneuraminate catabolic process; carbohydrate metabolic process. Gene Ontology annotation, cellular component: cytoplasm. The transcript has 7 exons. The coding region runs from base 149 to 1033 and encodes 294 amino acids. Gene Ontology annotation, molecular function: glucosamine-6-phosphate deaminase activity; identical protein binding. The record is from RefSeq and is a predicted model, not a curated record.